Durotheca rogersii is the source of this 3425-nucleotide messenger RNA. Its product is annotated as vacuolar amino acid transporter 3. Gene Ontology annotation, biological process: amino acid transmembrane transport. Lineage: Eukaryota; Fungi; Ascomycota; Sordariomycetes; Xylariales; Xylariaceae. The coding region runs from base 443 to 2773 and encodes 776 amino acids. Gene Ontology annotation, molecular function: amino acid transmembrane transporter activity. The transcript is spliced from 2 exons. The record is from RefSeq and is a predicted model, not a curated record.
CAGCGGCAGUCAACCACCAAGCCUGUGGUCCCCGUCUUGUGAAGGCUUGACGGUCAUCAAAACACGCAGCUGACCGACUUGGCUGGGCUCUUUUGGAGGUUCAACUGAUAACGCACCUAUCAUAGGAGCCAUAUCGUCGUAAUCUUCUCAUUACCAUCAACCACACGCUCUUCCUUUCCCUCUCGUCAUCUUCUCGCUCCGUCUUCUAUCUGUCUCCCUCUCGCUCGAGUAUAGACAACCCUCCCGGUCCUCUAUGCGCGCCAUUCGGCUCCUGAAUAUCUGUUCUCUCGCCUUUCCCAAUUGAUUUGCCGCCCUUGCAUUCCGCUCUCGACGCCUUCUCCACCCUGCCCUGCGACGGCAGUCAUACUACUUAACCCUAGGCGAUCCGGCGUUUCCGACACCUCGAUGACUACAUAGCGCUGUCGGUUGCCUCCAAGACACGAUGGCGAGCUCUGACCGAGAAGGAAGCACGGCAUCGCAGCCUAGCGGUGGGGUAGCGGGAACAGCAGGGCCUUUAGGUGUGCCGCUAUCGUCCUCGCCCGGCUCCCAACGGAGUCGUACGUACAGUACUUCCGUGCCUCGCGCCGAUGUGACAGCCCGCCUAGCUUCCCCCAUACCGUCGCUCCCCCUGGGAACUUCACCGACGCAGAGGUUGCAAGCCGCGAAUCGAGACAAUGACGAACCCGCUGAGAACCCGGGUCCUCUUGCUGGCGCUGCUCAAAGUUACACGGGUCCCGGCGUCUCCGCUCUUGCCGCGGCUCUUUCAAACACUGUAGGAACCUCGCCCCCCAGAUUUGGGACGCCGCCGAUACGAUCUGUGUCGCCGGCCGGAGCGGCCUCGCAACUACAACGGUCCGCGACCCCGACGAACUACGGCUCCUUUGAAGCGAAGUCGAGAAAUGCGCAGAGUGGAGGUCCAAGCGCCUACGAAGAUCACGAGAUCAUCAAGCGACAUCUGGUUCAGCCUGCGGAUGCUCUCGAUUCUGGUGCAGGGUCAAACAAUGGCGACAAUUCCAAAGGCAAACAGGUUGGCGAACCCGCGGGACCCGGCCCCCACGGUGAGGAAUUUUCGAGCCUUAGGCUACAGGGCGGAGACAUAACACGGCAAAUCUACAGAUGGACGGAGGAAGCAGAAAGCCGCAGCCGUCAGCAGCGUAGCAAGAGUUUCAGCCACGCUAGGGAGGGGCCUGAGAGCGACGUCCUCGACAUAAAUUCCAUCAAGAUCCCCGGUGGAUUCAGACGGAACUAUCUCAGAAGGGCCGCGGGAAGUCCGGUCGCGAAUCCACAGGGACUGGAGGCUGGAGAAGGCUCGUCGAGGGGUGUGCGCGAACCGCAGCUAUUCACCAACAGUUUCCUCGAGUUUCUAUCCAUCUAUGGACACUUCGCUGGCGAGGAACUUGAAGAGGACGACGAGGUCCUGCGACCUGGCGAGUAUUUCGUUUCCGGAGAGAGCGAGGAUUUCGAUGAGAGCGACGAGGACCACGAGCCUCUUGAGGAUAGCGCCCUGCUGACACCGUCUAAACAUAGGCGGAGGCGCAAGGUCCGAGGCGGUAGCGGCAACAACUCACCUUUCAAUGCGGCCCUGCUCCUCCUGAAAUCAUUCGUGGGGACCGGAGUCUUGUUCUUACCACGAGCUUACCUCAAUGGUGGCAUGCUCUUCAGCAACUUAGUUCUGCUAUUCGUUGCGGCACUGAGUUACUACUGCUUCGUACUCCUGGUGACCACUCGACUGAAGGUCGAAGGAUCGUUUGGUGACAUUGGCGGAGUCCUGUACGGCGAUUGGAUGAGGAAACUGAUCCUGUUUUCUAUCGUCAUCAGCCAGAUCGGGUUUGUCGCCGCAUACAUCGUAUUCACGUCGGAGAACUUGCAAGCUUUCAUUCUUGCCGUUUCCGGCUGUCGCACGUAUAUCCACAUUACCUGGUUGAUAUUGAUGCAGAUGGUCAUUUUCCUCCCGUUCUCUCUGUUCCGGGACAUCGGAAAGCUCGGUUUCACGGCUCUGAUAGCGGAUGCUUUCAUUGUUAUCGGCCUCGCUUACCUUUUCUACUACGACGUUCUCACUUUGAGUGCUAACGGUCUAGCCGACAUCAUCCAGUUCAACCAGAAGGACUGGACGCUCUUCAUCGGCACGGCCAUCUUCACUUUUGAGGGCAUCGGACUAAUCAUCCCGAUUCAGGAAUCUAUGAAGUCGCCAUCCAAGUUCCCGAAGGUCAUGUUCUACGUUAUGAUCAUCAUCACGGUUCUCUUCGUCACCAUGGGCGCCGUAUCCUAUGCUGCCUACGGAUCGAAGACGGAGACCGUCGUCCUGCUCAACCUACCCCAGGACAACAAGCUUGUCAACGGCGUCCAGUUUCUCUAUUCGCUCGCCAUCCUCCUCUCGACGCCCUUGCAAAUCUUCCCCGCCAUUCGUAUCACGGAGAACGCGCUAUUUACGAGAAGCGGCAAGUACAACCCUUACAUCAAGUGGCAGAAGAACAUGUUCAGAUUCUUUGUCGUGUUCCUCUGCGCCCUUAUCGCGUGGGGGGGUGCAGACGAUCUGGACAAGUUCGUCGCCCUCGUCGGGAAUUUCGCCUGCAUUCCUCUCGUGUACAUCUACCCGCCGCUGCUUCAUUACAAGGGAGUGGCAACAACAAGAACCCGGAAAGUCACCGACAUCGCCCUGUGCGUCUUCGGGCUUAUCGCUAUGGCGUACACGACCAGCCUGACGGUUAUAAGUUGGGCCAGCGGUCCCUCCGGGCCAAACCUGCCGAAGUAUUGCGAUCCCAACAAGAUGUAAACGGAUGGGACGGAUUGAGAAAUAGCGGGGAAGGGAUAUAUAGAUGGAACCUAGCGGAGAAGAUGUUCGGAAUCUCGAGAAUUGUACAAUAUACAGUAUCUAUACUAGCAGCGUCAUAACGUGGGAGGAUACAUUGUGGCUAGAAGUAUUUCCAUCUGGGCUGGGGAUGGGUACAACCCACAGGGAGAGGUGCGUUAGCACGGCAUCUCCUGACUGGAAUGGGCCUUUUGAUUUUAUUUACUAGGUAAAUUGCUGAAGGCGUCCAUCGCGUAUAGAUGGGCGAGGUUCUCAAGCUUUAGUAUAAUAGGUAGCAUGCUACCGUGCACACAUAUAGUCCUACUAUAAUUGCAAGGCAGUUGGGCGUUAUUCAAUAUUGGAUAUUCAUCAUUUGAUGGAAAACCUCUUGAUAACGAACCUUGGGUGAUGUGCCCGAGGACCCCCUAAUAACCCCCCCAUUACUCCAAUUCAUUUGCAUACCAUGUAGUAGGGAAGUAGGCAGAUGCCUAAGACAGUGUGGGCUUGACCUGGAAAUCCAAGACUACCUAUUUAUAUACACUGUGUACAUCCUCUAUGAGUACCUCCUACCUACUGAGGUACCUCGUGAAUCUGGACCCGGCUGACUAAUCGGGUCAGUGCGCUUGCUCAGGUAACU